Pyricularia grisea is the source of this 3339-nucleotide messenger RNA. RefSeq lists its product as uncharacterized. Gene Ontology annotation, biological process: protein stabilization; telomere maintenance via telomerase. Gene Ontology annotation, cellular component: cytosol. NCBI's taxonomy places the organism in Eukaryota, Fungi, Ascomycota, Sordariomycetes, Magnaporthales, Pyriculariaceae. Gene Ontology annotation, molecular function: telomeric repeat DNA binding; Hsp90 protein binding. The transcript has 3 exons. The annotation marks the transcript as partial. The record is from RefSeq and is a predicted model, not a curated record.
CAUUUUGCUAUUCAACGUGGAAGAUGUUGCACUGAGUUCUGGUUUCUCCCAUGCGCCAAGUUUGAGCGCACAAAGCGACUCCUAAUUUCCAACAUGGACGAUUUACUCACACCUGUGAGCCAAGUGUAUACUUCAAGCAAAGAUAAGAAGCCACUUUUACAAGAAGUCACUUCAAGCCCUCAGCCCGUCAGCAAAAAUUCCAGUGGCAUAGGGGCUAGCUUGUCUAGCUACGAGGAUGCCUUGGAAGCUCUCAAGGCAGAGCCUGACUAUGACACCCUUUCUUGCAUCCUCAAUUUUCUCCUCGAUGGACACACAACAAAAACACAAGGCGCAACCUACAGCAUUCAUCAGCCAAACCCCCUGAACUCACAGAUCAUACAGACGCUAGUCACCAAGAUCGUGCCAAAUUACUGGGAAUCAUUAAAAGAAGAGGCUGCUGAGGAAAAUCAAGAUAUUUCUCGGCCACAAAGCCAACAGCCUCCUUUGCUGCGGAGACUGUUGGGUUGUCUUCUCAACUUGACUGGACUCAACGUCAUCUUGACUCACUUGAGAGGACUUCUCGGUGAGCUAGGAACAAGCACGGACGAGACUCAGAGGUCAAUAAUGAGCUUGAAUAUAGCCACUCUGCUCGAUCUGCUUUGUUCGCUUCUGCAUGGACAUGGCACCUUGCACAGAAUUUGGACCAACAGCUCUCAAAGCCUGGGCAGUGAAUCCAUGCUUCGACCAUUGACUCAGGAGUUUGUCAAUGUGACUGGCGGCGGCAAGAUUGUCUCAUUGGCAGCGGAAGCAGAAAGGUCUGCCCGAAAAGCCUUAGGUCAAGCUAAUGCAUGGGUUGCUAGCAGCAAAGACUACAGUACAUGGCUGGUGCGGAACAUCAUUAGCUGGGCUCGGGAAGAUUCUUUGGAAUCGACUGGAAAUCCGGUCUCUCAACUACUCACCAAAGCUCUCCAGCUAGGUCACACCGACCUCUUGGCGAAUUAUCUUGUAGAAGGACUGCUUUUAAGUACAGUCAAAAAGGAUGACGAGUUAUUUGAGAAAGUAUUCUGCAGCCUGCCUCAGUAUGAUCAAAAGCGCCUCCUGAUGGCCAUCCUGAAAUAUGCUACAAAUCUUUUCAGCAGCUCUGAGAGCUCAAAGGAUGAAGCAUCUCUUGUAUCUGCAGUUGCGGGACUUGUUCAAACCAUUGUUAAAGUGGACGAAAAGAGAAGGGGUAUAAUAGUGGAAUGGCUGACCUCCGUUUCUGGUGGUGCUGCCGGUGAACAUGUCGGUAUUCGGCGUGCUGCCGUUGCCGUUUUAGCAGAACACCGGGAAAAUAUUACCGCAGUGCUGGAGAAAAGCAUGGCCUUGUUUGGCGAUAAUCUGUACAUCAAGCAUGCACCACUACUGCAGCAAGAAGCGCAUGCUCAGAUACUGCUGCUCAGCGCUGGCUAUGUUCACCGUUUGAACCCUGUCAAGCUUGCUAUACUCGUUAAAUCUGGCAUCUACCUCAACGCUGUCUCAAGCAGGCUGAGUGCUCCCCAGACAAGGGCUCGCGUCCUGGGAAUGAUUGUGGGCGAAGCACUUUCGAACCUAACUCAGGGUAGUGGGAAGGCUCUCAGUUUCGACAUGGAUAUAUUGAAGACUGACGAGGCAAAAUGGUAUAAAACCUUGGUCGAAGUGAUUGACACGGUUGGCUCUUUGGAGCCGUUGCGCCAACGUGUUAAAGCUGAACUUCCAGAAUCCAAGGUCGGGACUCAGACACAGAGGCCAGCCAAACCUGUGAAGACCGUGAAGAAAACCACACCAAAGCCCGCUCCUCGGACUACCGGCUUCGUGAUUGAGGAGGUCAGCGAGAGUGAAGAAGGGGAUGAUGAUGAUCUUGUUCCAUACGCCAAGCCUGACUCUGAUCGGGAAGACUCCGAGGAUGAUGCAGAGCUAGUGACUAGAGACAAGCCACGAGCUCCUGUGUAUAUCAGGGACUUGAUCACAUAUCUCAGAGACUCGGAGAAUUAUGACAAACAGGAGCUAGCUCUGACCACAGCGCCUGUGCUAAUUCGACGCAAAGCCAACUACGGAACCGAAGUCAAAGAUCAUGCGGAGGAGCUGGCAGCGCUUCUUGUGGGAAUACAGGACAAAUACAGUGUGGACAACUUUGAGUCUUUAAGGACCCAAGGAAUGGUCUCCAUAAUCAUAGCCCAGCCGCAGAAGAUGGGACCCUGGUUUGCAAAAACAUUUUUCGAUGGCGACUACAGUCUCUCGCAGCGCGCUUCUGUCCUGACCGUGCUGGGACUUGCGGCAAGGGAGAUAGCAGGCUUUGAGCGGUCUGAAUAUUCAGAGUCUGCAGCUUUUCCAUCCAAAAAGCUACCGCAAAAGGUAGAGCAGUUCUACCUGGCGCAAACCGGACAAAAUCGGAUUGCCGAGGGUUCAAAUCUGAAGGCGCUGCCUCCAAAUGCCAUAGACGGCAUUGCACAAUCAAUAACAGCAGGCUUCCUGGCACCAAUGGUGGCAAACGCGGCAGACGAACAGACAGGACCCGAUUUGCUUAAGCUAUCAUCGUUCGCCUCCCGGUUACAGCAGAGGCAAGGCACUGGCCACUCACCUUUGCAGAAGAGCCAGAAGAAGGCAGGCGUUCGUGCGAUACCAAACACCACAGCCCAGUUGAUAUCCACAUCAUUUUUCUUCCCCCUAACUGCACGCUUCCAGGCUGCGCUGAGCUCGUCGACGUCACGGGCUAGGACCAUUGUCUUACAACCCGAGCUACUCACCCACCUCCUCCGCACAUUGGGCAUUCUGGUGCACGCAGCCGGCCCCUCGACGCUGUCCCUUCCAGACAUGACGGCCGAGCUCUGGGGCCUGCUGCUAGGCAGCGCAGUCCGGGCACGAUGUGCGGGAGACCUGAGUGUGACGCGCGCGGCACUGUUUGCGCUGCUGGCGUUGCUCGAGGUCAACGGGAACGAGGAGCUGCGGAUGCGCGACAUCUGCCGGGAACUAGCGCGCGAGGUGGUUGAGACGCAGGAAUGGGUAGCGCAUGUCUUCGAGAACACACGCGGCGGCGAUGGGGAAGGUGGCGAGGAGAACGAGGUCAAGAUGUUGGCUGCUGGGGUGCUCAUUCGGCUCAGGGAUGCCAUGGAGAGGUUCCGGGCCUUUUUGAUUGGAGACAUGAUUGGGUGAGGCUUGACUUUUUGUCCUAGCGGCUGCACUCAGCAAGAACUUUUUUUCUCUGGGUCCCCAAUUUGACCAUGAAUAUAUCUCAAGCUACUCCCCUGGCUCAGGGGUUCACCAACCCUUCUGUUCCUCUUACCUACCCUGCACUUGAUGGCCGGAAAACAUGGGUAGGAGUGGGGCCCAUGACGGAAGAGCGAC